Molecule: messenger RNA, 1434 nt
Organism: Arthroderma uncinatum
Lineage: Eukaryota; Fungi; Ascomycota; Eurotiomycetes; Onygenales; Arthrodermataceae
Exons: 2
Coding region: 1-1434 (477 amino acids)
Biological process (GO): endosome to lysosome transport; protein modification process; protein transport
Cellular component (GO): ESCRT I complex
Molecular function (GO): ubiquitin binding
Source: RefSeq, a predicted model, not a curated record
AUGGUUUAUGUGACCCCGACACCAGAUAUGUUGGUGAGGCCAGGCCAGCAUGUCAGCAGUGAUGGAAGGAUAUACCACCAUUAUCUAGCCCAUUGGGCUGAGGCACGGGAUCGAUCUACGCUCGUAGAUUUCCUCAUGAUCUUAAAGGAUGUGUUUGCCAAAGAACCACCUGUGAUAUCUAAAGAGGCUCCGAACAGGAGACCGCCACCGCCGACACAACAAACAAAUACGCCGCCUGCAGUUCCUCCAUUACCGGCUGAGCUAGCACGGCCUCCACCGAGCGCUACAUCGACAACAGCAGCUCACCCGCCCGCCCCUCCAAAGUUGCCACCAAAGUUAGGCGGAGAAAGGCCGCAGUCCAUGCAACAACCAGCUCAGAAUACAACGCAAAAUGUUCCACCACCUUUACCGCCUAUUCCAACAGAGCUACAAUCUGCCCCUCACCAGGCGGGUGGAAGGCUGCCAGAUAGUCGAGGGAGCCAGUUCCCACCCCAAAGCUCAAGCAGUCUAAGAAGAGAGAUCACACCCCUGUCCCAGCAUCCACCUCAGACGCACCCAGGCCAUCAUCAUCAGGGCUAUACCCCGGGGUAUCAGGAUCGUGGAACAUCAAACUUCCAGGAACCCCCUGUACCUCAAUAUCAGCAUGUACACCGGAUGUCUCAUCAGCCUCAGCCUCCUCUUUCACAACAUGGCCGUAUCGCGCACCCCUCGCAGCAACAGGCAGCUUACCACCAGUAUGGGCCCCCGCACGGCCCCCAGCCAGGGGUUCAUCAAGCUCCGGCCAUAAGGGGGCCUCCCCCAAAGAAAUCUCCUACUCCUGAUCUUCUUACUUCGCCAUUUGAUCUAGAGCUACCCUCUCAACUACCCUCAUCCGCUCCGCCUCCAAUUCCCCCAAAUCCGGAGAAAGACGUGCUUCUACAAACCCUGUCACGGACUCUAACCCAAACCCUGCAUGCCAACAUCGAGCAGACGAAUUCUCGCAUAGAUCCUUUAAAUUCGCAGUCAAAGGCAUUGCACGACGCAAUUGCCACCCUGCGAUCUGAAAUUGCCGCCGUCAAUGCAUUCCACGCUAAUAUCCAGUCAAAUACGCAAAUCCUACAACAGUCUCUCUAUCGCGCAGAUGGGAUUAUUGCAGAUGCAAAGACACGUAUAUCAUCGUCUUCGGCAUCUUCUUCUUCCCAACAGCCUUCUGGCCUACCUCCAAUAGAUGAGGUACUAGUUGCUCCAACGGUGGUAGGGAAACAGAUUUACGAUCUUGUGACGGAUGAGCGCAGCAUUCAACGAGCUAUUUACGCUCUUCAGUCUGCACUUGUCAGGGGACGAGUGGGGGUCGAUGUAUGGGCCAAAUCAACGAGAAGUUUAGCCAGAGAGGCCUUUUUGAAGAAAGCUUUGAUUCGAAAAGCUGCAAAGGGAAUGGGUUUGGUUGUUGAGUAA